GCAUCGGCGCAUCCUUAGCUUUAUAGGAUGUUUUGCAGCUGGGGUGUUCCUCGGGGCUUGCAUUAUGCACAUGGUGGCCGACGCACUGGGCGACAUCAAAGAGGAAAUAGAACAGUGGAAUCAACAGGGAGCUCUUGACUUGAAGCAGAACGCAACUUCUGGAAGCGAUGAUUCCGAGGGAUACCCCUUCGGAGAACUCAUCAUCUGCUCCGGCUUCUUCCUGGUGUUUUUCAUCGAGAGCGUGGUGCUGUUCUGCUGCCCUCGGGCUGUCCAUUCGCACGGCGACGCCGAAGCCCACGACGACCCCAAAGGCGUGCCCGAGUCGCACAGCUCCUUCCGAGCUUUCGUGCUCUUCCUUUCGCUCUCUUUCCACUCCGUCUUCGAGGGGCUCGCCAUCGGCGUGCAGAAGGAGGAGACGGGCGCUGUGCAGCUCUGCCUGGCCGUGCUGAUCCACAAGGGCAUUGUGGCCUUCAGCCUGGCCUUGAAGCUGGUGCAGAGCGGCACCAAAGCCCGCUGGAGGCUUCUGUACCUGGUGGUCUUUGCCCUCAUGUCCCCCGCCGGCAUCGCUAUUGGCAUCGGGGUGUCGCUUUCGGAUGGCGAUGGCACCGGCCUGGCUCAGGCGGUGCUGGAAGGGGUGGCAGCUGGGACAUUCCUUUACGUCACUUUCCUGGAGAUCCUGCCCUAUGAGCUGCGCUCACACGAAAGUUCUCUCGUCAAAUUCCUCUUCAUUGGCUUUGGUUUCUCCAUCAUGGCCAUCAUCGCCAUUUGGGCAUGAAAGAUCUGUUGAGCUAGGAACUCACCACUGUUUCUUGGAGGGAAAACUGCGCCUGUCAGAUAACCUAAGAAUCAAAAAUUCAGGGGAAGACUAAGGAUUCCAAGGGAAAGUAGUGAACCAAGAGACAAUAUGCUAUGUUAACCAGUACCACCUUCCCCUGAGUUCAUGGAAGUCUAUAACAAACCAUUUAAUCCAUCAGCACCAUUGGCAGCAGACUGGACCGAGAUACCUGUAUCACCAACUAUGUUUCCUAAGAAGUCUUUGUGAGAGUGCGUAUAAAAUAGAGAGACCAGGU
Messenger RNA from Sphaerodactylus townsendi, 1070 nucleotides. RefSeq names its product solute carrier family 39 member 2 (gene SLC39A2). The transcript is spliced from 3 exons. The coding region runs from base 65 to 775 and encodes 236 amino acids. The record is from RefSeq and is a predicted model, not a curated record. Lineage: Eukaryota; Metazoa; Chordata; Lepidosauria; Squamata; Sphaerodactylidae. Gene Ontology annotation, molecular function: zinc ion transmembrane transporter activity. Gene Ontology annotation, biological process: zinc ion transmembrane transport. Gene Ontology annotation, cellular component: plasma membrane.